Messenger RNA from Micropterus salmoides (largemouth bass), 4699 nucleotides. Its product is annotated as oocyte zinc finger protein XlCOF7.1-like. The record is from RefSeq and is a predicted model, not a curated record. Gene Ontology annotation, biological process: regulation of transcription by RNA polymerase II. The transcript is spliced from 2 exons. Lineage: Eukaryota; Metazoa; Chordata; Actinopteri; Centrarchiformes; Centrarchidae. Bases 274 to 4002 code for a protein of 1242 amino acids. Gene Ontology annotation, molecular function: DNA-binding transcription factor activity; RNA polymerase II cis-regulatory region sequence-specific DNA binding.
GUAAUUAAACGUAUGUGGUAUAAUAAUUAAAUGGGUAAAAUCUAGAUUAAAAACAUUUGAAACGUUUUUCUUUUAUUCUGAAGGCUACCGGAGUGGGCCGGAAGUUAUUUUAUGUUUCCGGGUCUCAGCGGUUCCUUCUGGCGGAACUCUGUUAGCAUGUUAGCAUGUGUCGGUGUGCUGGCGUGUAGCAGGAGCUGAAGCAGCACGUUGGCCAGAUGUAAACAGCGACAGAACUUCUUCUCUGUCUCCGUUUUCUUCCCCCGUCUGUGGAAAAUGUCCAGACUUCCGGGCGUCAAAGGUUCCCGGCGGCAGCAGCGGCUAACGUUAGCUGCGGCUCGGACGGGUCAGACAACAAGACCCGGACCCGGAGAGGACCCCGCUCCCCGACACAGUCUGCUAGGCCUGGUUUCAGCUCCCGAGUUAAAGCUGCGAAGAGUGUGUCCUGCAGACGUCCAGAAGCAAAGAUGCAAAGAAAAGGUUCCCCCCGAGCAGCAGGAGUGGAGCCCCAAUCUGGACCAGGAGGACCCAGUGCCCCCACACAUUAAAGAGGAGUGGAGCCCCAGUCUGGACCAGGAGGACCCAGUGCCCCCACACAUUAAAGAGGAGUGGAGCCCCAGUCUGGACCAGGAGGACCCAGUGCCCCCACACAUUAAAGAGGAACAGGAGGAACUCUGGACCAGUGUGGAGGAAGCUGAUAUCACCAAGUUCCCAUUCACUCCUGUUCCUGUGAAGAGUGAAGAAGGUGAUGAAGAGAAACCUCAGUCCUCACAGCUUCAUCAGAGCCAGACUGAACAGAUGGAAACAGAAGCUAAUGGAGAGGACUGUGGAGGACCAGAACCAGCCAGGAACUCUGAUCCAGAUACAUAUUUACAACCAGUUAGUGACGACAGGACUUCAGACUCUUCUGAGACUGAUGACAGUGAUAAAAACUGGAACGAUCCAGACAGAAAGUCAUUUAGCUGCUCUGUGUGUGGUAAAACAUUUAAACAUAGGGGUAAUGUUAAUAUUCACAUGAGAACUCAUACAGGAGUCAAACCUUUUAGUUGCUCAGUUUGUGGUAAAAGGUUUACUCAAAAAGCAAGUCUGAACUACCACGUGAGAACUCACACAGGAGAGAGACCAUUUAGCUGCUCAGUUUGUAGUAAAACAUUUCGACAUAAAGGAGCUCUAACGUACCACAUGGCCACCCACACAGGGGUGAAACCAUUCAGUUGCACUGACUGUGGCAAAACAUUUAGGGGGACAUCACAGCUCAAAGUCCACAAGUGUCUUGGUGACUUAUCACAACUUCACCAAAGUAAAAGUGAUAAACGCAAGAAACCACUGAACUGUUCUGAAUGUGAUGUAACAUUUCCUAACAAUUACCUUCUGACAACCCACAUGAGAAUGCACAAAGGCAAGAAACUGUUUACUUGCACAGUCUGUGGUCAAAAACGUCAGUUUAGUUCCCAUCUGGAGAUUCACAUGAGAACCCAUACAGGGGAGAAACCAUACAGUUGCUCUUUUUGUGGUAAACGAUUUUCACAAAGAGGAAUCAUGACCCAACACAUGGCCGUCCAUUCAGGGGUAAAACCGUACGGCUGCAGCGACUGUGGCAGAAGAUUCUUCUGGCAGUUUCAGAUCAAAAAACACAAGUGUCUUGGUAAGUCCUUGCAGCAGAGAAGAACUCGCUUUAAUGGAAAGGACUGUGGAGGAUCAGAACUAGACAGGAACUCUGAUCCAGAUAGACUUUUACAACCUGGUGCUGAUGAAAACACUAAAUCUUUUGAAACUGAUGACAGUGUUGACAUUGAAUUUUGGAAAGAGACCAGGCAACAUCAGUCAGGUUUCACUUACCGGAGAACAAAAAAAGUCUCUGGAAAAACUGAUUCAAAGGCAGAUGACAGUGUUAGCAGUGAUUUUUGCAAACAGACCAGGCAUCUAAACCUCCCAAAAAAACUGGAAGCCUCUGUAAAUAAUAAAGGAUAUAAUACUGACAGGAAAUCAUUCAGCUCGUCUGAGAGUCAGAAAAGAUCUGAAGACAGUCGCACUCUGCAGACACUCAGGAAAUGUCAAACAGGAGGGAAAGCAUUUAGUUGCGUGUUUUGUGGGAAAGGAUUUGCGACAGGAGGAUAUCUGACAAGACAUAUAUCUCUCCAUACAGGAGAGAAAUUACGUAAUUGCAUUGUUUGUGAGAAAAGAUUCCCAUUGAAUGCUGACAUCAUUAGCCAUACAUGUGGUGGUGAAUCCUUACAACUUUAUCAAAGCCAAACUGAGGAACAGGUUACUGCCAAUACAUUGUUGAGCUGCUCUCAGUAUAGAAAAGGAUUUGGCCAUAAGCAGCAGCUGCAGGUACACAUGAGGUGUUACACAGGGGAAAAGCCUUUCUGCUGCUCAGUGUGUAACACAGGCUUUAGUGACAGUGAGUCUUUAGUUAAACACAUGAGAAUCCAUACUGGACAAACACAAUUUAGUUGCUCAAUAUGUGGUAAAGAAUUUGCUUGGAGAAGAUGUCUGACAAAACAUAUGGAAAUCCAUGCAAAGAAAAAAAUGUACAGCUGCAGAGUUUGUGACAAAAGUUUCACUCGAAUUUAUCAGCUCAAUUACCACGAAUGUGAUGAGUCCUCACAGCUUCAUCAAAGCCAAACUGAACAGAUGGAAACAGGAGCUGAUGGAGAGGACUGUGGAGGACCAGAACAAGCCAGGGACUCUGAUCCAGAUAGACAACCUGAGACUGAGGAGACCUCUGAGACUGAAGACAGUGAUGGUGACUGGGAGGAGACCAGAGGAACUCAGUCAGGUUUAAACUCUCUGAGUGAUAAGACAUGUGAUGCGGGUGGGAAGCGAUUCAGCUGCUCUGAGUGUGGUGAAACAUUUUACAAUAAUCGCCUUCUGAAUAUCCACGUAAAGAAUCAUACAGGAGAACACAAGGGGGCAAACCAGGAGGACCCACCAGAGCCCCCACAUAUUAAAGACAAGUGGAGCCCCAGUCUGGACCAGGAGGACCCAGAGACCCCACACAAUAAAGAGGAGUGGAGUCCCAGUCUGAACCAGGAGAACCCAGAGACCCCACACAAUAAAGAGGAGUGGAGUCCCAAUCUGGACCAAAAGGAUCCACUAGAGCCCCCGCAUAUUAAAGAGAAGUGGUUUCUCAGUCUGGACCAGGAGGACCCACCAGAGCCCCCACAUAUUAAAGAGGAACAGGAGGAGCUCUGGAUCAGUCAGGAGGGAGAGCAGCUUCCAGGGCUGGAGGAGGCUGAUAUCACCAAUUUCACAUUCACUCCUGUCCCUGUGAAGAGUGAAGAAGAUGAUGAAGAAGAGAAACCUCAGUCCUCACAGCUUCAUCAAAGCCAAACUGAACAGAUGGAAGCUGAUGGAGAGGACUGUGACUCUGAUCCAGAUAGACUUUUACAACCUGAGACCGAAGACAAGCCUGAACACACAUAUAAAACUGAAGACAGUGUUGACAGUGACUUUUGGAAGGAGACCAGAGAACGCUGCUCUGAUGAAAAGGCUUCAGAGUCUGUUGGACCUGAGACUGAUGACAGCGUUGACAGUGAUUUCUGGAAAGACAACAGGAAACCUCAGUUAGAUUUAAACUCUUUGAAAAAUAAUGAAGUUUCUGAAAGUGAAACGAUGCCCAAUACUCUCAGGAAAACAUACAGCUGCUCUGAGUGUGGGAAAAGGUUCCUCCACAUUUGCAAUAUGAACAAUCACAUGAAAUUUCAUACAGGAGAGAAAGCUUUUUUUUGUUCUGUUUGUGGUCAGAAAUGUCUUUACAAGUCUCAUCUGAAGAUACACAUGAGAACUCAUACAGGAGAGAAACCAUUCAGCUGCCCAGUUUGUGGUAAAAAAUAUGCACAUAAGGCAAGUAUGCAAUCUCACAUGGUCGUCCACACGGUGGAAAAACAAUACACCUGCGACAUUUGUGACAAAAGCUUUGCUUGGUAUACAGAGCUGAAAUACCAUCAGUGUGUCGGGGAGUCCUCACAUGAAAAUCCAUGCUGGGGAGAAACCACGUAGUUAUACACAAGAGAAAUCUGUACUUAACACAGGAGAAAUGAUGAUUGGUUGAGCUGCAACUAGGGCUGGACAAUUUUCGUGAUAUAAUUUUCCUUAACAGAAUAACAUAUGUUCAAUAAAUUGAUUUAAUUAAUUUGUUUUAAGAACGAAUUAGCACGUAAUUUUUCUACUAAGAUAUUUAUUUUUAUUAAGGAGAAGGGACUGAAAACAAAUUGUACUUUAUUUUCCUCGUGCAUAUUUGUUAAAACUGAAUGUUCUGCAUCAGAUUAGUUUACUGAUCCUCUGUUUGGCAUAAAGUGUUUGUUCUGACCAGAAAGAAAAGUUUAAAACCACAUUUAACUUUCACUGAGGAGCAAAAAAAAUCAGCCUUUAAACUAAAGAAAUAAUGAUUUGAGAUUUAUUUUGAUCAUUAUCUAUAUCCAAUGACAUGAAAUUUCUGGGCUAUAUUGCCCGGCCCUCGCUGCAACCAACAACUUCUUACUGUAUCGAUUAAUUGGUAAAUUAUUUUCUGAUUUCAUGUUUAGUUCAGUUUACUGUUAAUUUUGACACUAUGAAGCUGCUCCUCUUCACAUUUGAGAAGCAGGAACAAAACAAAACCCGCCUGCUUUUCUGUUGAUUGCUUGAUCAACUCAUGGUGGCAGCUGUACUGUAGAGUCCUGUCAGCCAAGUAUUGAAGCAUUAAAACAACAGGAAAACC